Molecule: messenger RNA, 516 nt
Organism: Mytilus californianus (California mussel)
Lineage: Eukaryota; Metazoa; Mollusca; Bivalvia; Mytilida; Mytilidae
Product: submandibular gland secretory Glx-rich protein CB-like
Exons: 1
Coding region: 1-516 (171 amino acids)
Source: RefSeq, a predicted model, not a curated record
AUGUCAAGAUCUGUCUUGCGUUUAGCAGAACAUGCACCGAUUUCUAAGCCUGUCAUUCUAGAAGAACACGCUGUAUCAAAGAAAGAAGAAACACCAGCUACAAGCAUUGAAACAUCGAAAGAGAAACAGGAAACACCAGCGACAAGCACUGAAACAACGACAGAGAAACAGGAAACGCCAGCCACAAGCAUUGAAACGACGACAGAGAAACAGGAAACACCAGCAACAAGCACUGAAACAAAGACAGAGAAACAGGAAACACCAGCAACAAGCACUGAAAUGACGACAGAGAAAAAGCCAGAUAAAGCAAUUUCUGAGGAUGCAGGUGAUGAAAAUAAAGAAACAUCGGAUGCAGAAAAAAAUCAUGAAAAGGCUGAAAAUCCAGUCCAGAAUGGAACCAAAGCUGGUGGUGUAGAUGAUGAAAAGGCUGAAGAUGGGACAGAGACAGAAGAGAAGGAUUUAAAGGGAACAGAGGAGAAAAUGAUCGAGGACGUAGCUGAGAUUCUAAACGCUUGA